Molecule: messenger RNA, 798 nt
Organism: Letharia columbiana
Lineage: Eukaryota; Fungi; Ascomycota; Lecanoromycetes; Lecanorales; Parmeliaceae
Exons: 2
Coding region: 1-798 (265 amino acids)
Source: RefSeq, a predicted model, not a curated record
AUGAGGAAUCCGGAUGGCGUGUUGGACGCACGCGCCAAUGCCAGUGCCAUGAGGGCUGGCAAGAUUCGUGGCUACCACUGUGAUCAUGCUUUUGACAGAGUUGUCUCCAGUGCUCCUGCUUGGCAUCUCGUUGAUGUGGCCGAAGCAGAGGUUGUGUACGCGGGGUACAAUGUGAUUGCGCGAACGCAUUUUUCCAACAGCUUCCCAAAAAAUCGUGGCUGGGGCCCCGUGACUCUUGUCAAAUGCUGUAAGCAAAUGUACUUAGAAGCCAUCGAUCUAUUAUAUAGUCUGCAAAUUUUCUCAUUUGCGUCACUGACACCGCCACCGUUCUUCAUGCAGAGCGUACUCCCCCAUCGUCUUGCCCAAAUCAGAAGCAUUCAACUAUGCUACAACCAAAUCACCAUGUCCAGUCCGUGUCCGAGCGGCGGAAAUGAUCGACGCGCUGCUCUACACGCACACCGAAUGCAGAAAUGUGCCGCUUGUAAUCUACUUACUUGGUCCAAAUUGAUCAAGCAGACUUUGAAAGGAUUGCGUACAAUCGAGGCUUUCAUCUACCUUGGAAGUACGUUUACGAUGCCCACACCCGAUGCUCCAUGGAUAACCCGCCUUCUUGAAAUGCAGUGUGGAACGAACGGAUUGCGAGAACUCAAAAUCAACGUUUUGCCAGGUCCUUGGAUGAAUGUGACAGCUCAUCCAGACGGUUUCCUUGCAAACGCUGCUCGAUUGGAUUUGCUGCUACAAAGCAUGAUCAAGAACGGCGCUGAGAACCAUAGGCAUAGAAAGCAAGACAUCACCUAA